This is a messenger RNA of Camelina sativa (false flax), 1439 nucleotides long. RefSeq lists its product as uncharacterized. Lineage: Eukaryota; Viridiplantae; Streptophyta; Magnoliopsida; Brassicales; Brassicaceae. Gene Ontology annotation, molecular function: S-adenosylmethionine-dependent methyltransferase activity. The record is from RefSeq and is a predicted model, not a curated record.
CUUUAUCGUAAUUCCCUUUUUCUAUUUUCUUCUUCUUCUUCGUAAGUUCACUCUCUCUUUCACAACCAUGCUCCUGUAACGGACCACACAUCUUCAAAAUCAGUUCAUCGUCCUUGAUGUAACUCUUAUUCUCAGCUUUCUUGCGUAUUCCACCUCAACAAUUUGCUAAAAUUUCAAACUCCUGAGAUCUGAAAACAUCUUGUUUUCAUCGUCUCUGGAUCAUCUGAUUUGAUCGGAGUUUUGGAAAUAAAAAAAAUGGGUAAAACCGCCGGAAACAGAGACUGGACUCAGAUCUACGCCAUCUACGGAAUCGAGCAAUGGCAGACACUCGUCUUCCUUCUCUUCCAUGCUUUCUUCUUCUCUCUUCUCUCUGUUCUCUUCCUCAUCUACUUCGACCAGAUUUGCUUCUUCCUCGAUUCCUUCUUCCUCUCCGGCGCUUCCAGGUUAGCCGCCGGUUUCACUGGCGCUGUCACCGGUCUCUCCGCCGUCUGUCUCCUCUUCGCCGCCGCUAAUUUCGUCUACUCCGAUGUUCCGCUUCAGUACGAGAUGGCUCAACGCAUGGUCAGCUCCGUCGGUGACUGGUCUUGUGUCAAAACCGCUCUCGAUCUCGGAUGCGGACGUGGUAUCCUCCUCAAUGCCGUCGCUACGCAGCUUAAGAAAACCGGUAGCUCCGGUCGGGUCGUCGGGUUAGACCGCUCUAAACGCACCACUCUCUCCACUCUCCGCACUGCUAAACUCGAAGGUGUUCAAGAGUAUGUGACUUGCCGUGAAGGAGAUGUGAGGACGUUACCGUUUGGGGAUAAUUACUUCGACGUGGUGGUGUCUUCUGUGUUCGUUCACACGGUUGGGAAAGAGCACGGUCAGAAAUCGGUUGAAGCGGCGGCGGAGAGGAUGAGAGUUCUCGGUGAGAUUGUUAGGGUUGUGAAGCCUGGUGGUUUGUGUGUGGUUUGGGAUCUCUUACACGUGCCGGAGUACGUGCGGCGUUUACAUGAGCUGAAGAUGGAAGAUAUCCGAGUCUCUGAGCGAGUCACGGCGUUUAUGGCCGGAAGCCACAUCGUGUCUUUCAGGAAACCCAGUGAACUCGUCGCCGGACCCCGUGAAGUCCGCCUCGAUUGGAGAUGUUGACGUGGCGUUCAAAACGGCAGCGUUUGUGUGUCGGGUUCGUUAUAUAUAAAGCAAACGGCACGUAGUCCAAGUCUGGAGGUUUUGAAAACAAUAAUUGUGAUAUACUAUUAAUUACGAAUGUAAAUCAUCAAAACGUAUGUUGUGGGCGUCUGGGGAGGCGAAGCGGAACCGGAUGCUUUGAUGGAAAGACAAAAACGCUGCGGUUGCGUUUAUAGUCUUGUAUUUAUAUGAAAAAGCUUUAGCAUAUUAUUAACGCAGAAUCUUUUAGUAUGUGCGUGAUUAAGAUAUGAGUCUUUUUACUGUCGCGUUAGCGU